UAGCUCAGCGAGCUACUUUAGCUAACCAGCAGCGCCAGGUGCGGAGAUGUUUGCAGCAGAGCAGCAGAGAGAGCUGGCGGACAGACUCACCGCGUUCCUGUCUCAGUACAGCCGCCUGUCUGACUCCUAUAUCAUUGAGUUCUUCUCCAAAGACCACUGGCACACUUUGCCCAGCUCGUGGCAGCCGGUGCUGCAGGAUCUGACGUAUGAACAGGUUGCAGACCUCCUGCUGGAUGCUACUCACAGAGACAGGAGGUACCCCUCGGCGUGGCCUCUGUCCCUGCUGGCGUUCCGGGCCACCGCCCACGCGCUGGCGUUCCCCAGAGGGCACCGGCCGCGGCCCGGCGGCCCGGCGAGGCCCGAGGAGUUUCUGGAGAACCGAAGUCAGAGCGCACUGCUGGGACACAUAUUCAGGAAACACGUCAAGCCCAAGAAGCAGCACGAGAUCCGCCGGCUGGGCUCGCUGGUGAAACAGAUUUGUGACCAGACUGACUGCAGCAGCGUGGUGGAUGUGGGCUCUGGACAGGGUCAUCUGACUCGCUUCCUGUCCUUCGGGCUCGGACUGUCCGUCACGGCGAUCGAAGCUGAUCGUGCCCUGGUUGCCACGGCGACCAAGUUUGACAAAGAGUUAAUGUUGGCCCUGGAGAAGGAAAAGCAGAAGAAGAACGGCUGCUCUCUGGUCACAGUAUCACAGCCAUCUCCCCGCCACUUGGCCGGUUGGGUAAACCCCAAAGCAUCCUGGGAGGCCUUCAUUGAGCAGCUGAGUGUUGCACAGUGUGUGGAGGAAAGCGCCCCGACUCCCCCUGGCCCCAGCAGAAAGAGGCUGCGGGGCGCUGAGCAGGCGGGACCUCCACCUCCUGACGCGGUCCACACCUCCACGGACUCGCCGGGCGGCCAACCCACACCCCCGCACCGGUCCGGGGGGGACGGGUCCGAGUCGUCUUCCGCCGCAUGCUGCCGCCCGCGGGUCCAAGCCGUCCCCCAGGAGGUCGCGGGUCCCAAAGCGGGCCGCCCGGACUUUGUCCUCACCGGUCUCCACGCCUGCGGUGACCUCAGCGCCACCCUCCUCCGCCACUUUAUCCACUGCCCGCACGUGCGCGGCAUCACCUCCGUGGCGUGCUGCUACAUGAAGAUCACCACCGAGGCGGACCCAAGCCCCCCCGGCCUCGUGGAGGAGGCGGGGGCCCAGCCGGCGGCCCGGGACGCCGCUCCAUCGGGGUUUGGCUACCCGAUGAGCUCCUGGGUGGGGGGGCUGCCAGGACACCGGCUGUCCUACAAGGCCAGGGAGGGGGCGUGUCACGCCGUGGAGGACUACGCGCGGCGCCUCCGGGCGGGGGGCGAGGCGCUGAGGACGCACUGUUACCGCGCGGCGCUCGAGACUUUCAUCGCCGACGCCAGACCGGACCUGAGGAGGGCGGGAAUCCAGACCAUCAAGGGAGCCCACCUACUGCCCUUUCCUGAGUACGCCCGGCUGGGUCUGGCUCGGGUGGGCCUGCCCCCCGGGCUGCCCCUGGACCCGGAGCGCGUGGAGGCCAUGUUGAAGCAGCAGGGCCGGGUGGUGGUCUACUUCAGCCUGGCGCUGCUGCUGGCUCCGGUGGUGGAGACGCUGGUGCUGCUGGACCGGAUGAUCUACCUGCAGGAGCAGGGGGUCGACAGCCAGCUGGUUCCACUCUUUGACCCAAACUUCUCUCCUAGAAACUUGGUGCUGGUUGCUCUGAAGUCGCAGAGUCAUUAGUCACAUUUUGAUGGAGAAAGUCAAACCUUUUUAAACAAGACACAUUUUUUUAAAUAAUCAAUGGUAACUACUGCACGUAGAGUCCACAUCGACGUCACCUGCUGGUAGAGACCUGUCAAUCAGCGUUAGGCCCCGCCCUAAAGCAUCUCCUGCUUCAUGGUCUGUUUGACUCUACAUGGACCAUCAUUCACUAGGUGAACAUCAUGCUGCAUUGAAGAAGACUUGAGACUUGCUGGUCACCACACAGAAUGCAGCUUUAACUCAUGAAGCUUUGGCUCCUUGAAGAACCCCGGGUUGCACAUGAAGCAUGAGAAUGUUUUUAAAUGUUUCAGUAUGGACCAGAUAUAUAUAUAUAUAUAUAUAUAUAUAUAUAUUAGGGCUGUCAAAUGAUUAAAAAUUUUAAUCAAAUUAAUCAGAAUUUUCAGUGGAUUAAUCAUGAUUAAUCACGCCUGAAUCCUAACCAUUUUUUCUUUCUGAAAUGCAUACUAAAGAUAAAUAACCGGACACAGAUACAUCAUUAUUAUUAUCAUCAUUAUUAUUUUUUACAUAAAUACAUGUUAUUGAUAUUUGAUUUUUUUUUUAAAUAAUCAAAAAAAUAAUGCACAAAUUAUUAUCAAAUAAUCAAAGCAAUGUUAUUUGAUAAGUCACAGACUGAUUUCCCUGCAUGGCUCUAGAAGGGUCUCGAGCCUCUGCAGUUUAUCCCACUCUGCUGUGAGUUUGUGCUCCUGAUGGUCCAGGGCUGCGAUGACCAGACAUGUCAACCCUCCCGAAAACCUCCCGGACCGACCUUUCUCCCGAUUUCCACCCGAACAACAAUAUUGCUGCACCACCCGUCACUGGGCGCGCCGUUUCAGACCGGGCAAUAAUAAAGGUUACACCUUGAAGUGGAGCGCGGCGAUUAGAACGACUGGCGCUGCAAAGAAAUCCGCCGGACCCCCAUUUCAGUGUGAAAUAUUCCCAUACCUGGGAGGAUUUAGAUCGCUACGGGGCUCUCCGAUGGUCUCUACCUCAGCGCUGCAAAGCUCUGCUGGGCGGAGCUUUUUUUCUUUUCUGUUCUGCUGCGCGAGAACCGGGGAGGGGGGAAGAGUCACUUUCCUGACCUGAAUCAUUUGUCACACUACGCAUGCGUGAAAUGCGUCAAAAAAAUUGACGUAAUUAACAACAAACAGCUAGUUA
Molecule: messenger RNA, 2911 nt
Organism: Pungitius pungitius (ninespine stickleback)
Lineage: Eukaryota; Metazoa; Chordata; Actinopteri; Perciformes; Gasterosteidae
Gene: mettl25b
Product: methyltransferase like 25B
Exons: 8
Coding region: 47-1735 (562 amino acids)
Biological process (GO): rRNA modification
Molecular function (GO): rRNA (adenine-N6,N6-)-dimethyltransferase activity
Source: RefSeq, a predicted model, not a curated record